UAUAUAUUCUUUGGGUUUGAUGAUUUCACUAAUCUGUGGUUUGAUAAUUGAUUAUAAAAUUAAGCAAAUUUUUCAAAUUUAUAACCAAAUCAAUUCCAUAUUUUUACGAUUUUCUCAUAAUUACAUUAAUUACUAUCUUGAUCUUGUAUAAUUUCCAAUAAUAAGAUUUUCUUCAAUCAUUGACUUAAAAAGGCAUUCAUAUUUUUAAAUUAUAUAAUAUUAGAGCAAAACUCGCACUAAAUAUAGAAAUUUAAAUAGUUUCUUAACUGGCAGUGAACUUUAAUAAAAAUGUACAAUUUAGGAUUUAUUGGUGGCGGCAAUAUGUCCACUGCUAUUGCCAGAGGAAUCGUUGAAAACGAUGCACACCCCGUUUCGAAAAUCUGGGUGUCAGGACCCAAUUUGAAGAAUUUGAAACACUGGAGUGAAUGGGGUACUAAUGUUACUACUCAAAACAGUGAAGUAUUCUGCAAUUGUGACAUCAUAUUUUUAGGUGUAAAGCCUGGAAUGUUAUCAACUGCUGUUAAAGAAUGCCAGUCUGAUUUAACAAAAAAUUUAUCCCUUAAGAAUGUGUUGUUUAUUUCUAUGCUAGCUGGAAUUACUAUUGAUCGAUUACAGAAGGAAUUAGCAGUGUUAUCACAAAAUGUGGGUGUCAUACGCAUAAUGCCUAAUACUCCAAUGAGUGUCGGUGCAGGCGCAUGUUUGUACACACCUGGUCAAGGGGUUACUUUAGCACAAUGUGAAAUAUUAGAAAAACUAAUAAAUAACUGUGGUAUUAGUGAAAAAGUGCCAGAAUCCUUAAUAGAUCCUCUUGGUGCCUUGACUGCUUGUGGUCCUGCUUUUAUGUACAUAGCAAUAGAAGCACUGGCAGAUGGAGCGGUAAAACAAGGUGUACCAAGAGCAAUAGCAAUACGUUUAGCUGCCCAAAUGGUGGCUGGCAGCGGUAAAAUGGUGGUACAGUCUGGGAAGCACCCUGGCCUGCUCAAAGAUGAAGUAUGCUCCCCUGGUGGUUCUACUAUAUGUGGAGUUACCGCUCUAGAGGAUGGCAAGUUAAGGGCAACAUUAAUCAAUGCUAUUGAAGCUGCAACACUUAGAACCAAGGAGAUUGGAAAGAAUUAAGAAGUAUUAACAACAACACAUUUACUGCAUCUAUGUUUCCUAGCUAUUAGUAAUUUUAUUAUAGAUAUAUUUGUGUUUAACAGGCUGUAAUAAUUUUAUUUAUUCAUGUAAACAUGAUUUUAAUAUAGUUGAACUAUAAAUUGAAUGUAAAAAUUAUAAUUAAAAUUAUUGAUGUCAUAUUUUACAGCAGUCAGAUUUAAUAAAA
Messenger RNA from Galleria mellonella (greater wax moth), 1321 nucleotides. RefSeq lists its product as uncharacterized. Gene Ontology annotation, biological process: L-proline biosynthetic process. Lineage: Eukaryota; Metazoa; Arthropoda; Insecta; Lepidoptera; Pyralidae. Gene Ontology annotation, molecular function: pyrroline-5-carboxylate reductase activity. The transcript is spliced from 5 exons. The record is from RefSeq and is a predicted model, not a curated record. Bases 289 to 1116 code for a protein of 275 amino acids.